CUUUCCGAUGGAACACAAACCCUUUCCCAAGGAGUCCAGAACCAGCGAAAGCGGCGGCGGGGAGAGGAGAGAAAAGGAGAAGAGCGACAAAGGCGGCGGCGCCGCCGAACCACCGAGAGCAACUCGACGGACAUGGCGCUGCUGAUGGAGCCCGGGUCAGAGCCUCUGACGGAGGGCGAGAAGGCGGACCUGGAAGGCAUCGCCGCCAUCAAGGAGUCGGCGGCGCGCGAGUACAAGGAGGAGGGCAACCAGUUCGUCAAGAUGGGCCGCAAGCACUACGCCGACGCCGUCGACUGCUACACCAAGGCCAUCGCCCAGAUGGGCGCCCUCCCGCUCUCCGCCCCGAACCCCGACGCCUCCGUCCUCUUCGCCAACCGCGCGCACGUCAACCUCCUCCUCGGCAACCACCGCCGCGCCCUCGACGACGCGGAGCAGGCCAUCCAGCUCUCCCCCUCCAACGUCAAGGCGCACUACCGGGCGGCGAAGGCCGCGCUUGCUCUCGACCUGUUGCCGGAGGCGGUGUCCUUCUCCCGGCGGGGGCUCGAGCAGGACCCCGCUAACGAGGAGCUCAGGAAAUUUCUCGCGCAUGUGGGGGCGCUGGAGAUCGAGCAAUUCCGUCAAAAGGCCAAGGUUCAGAAUGCCGUCUACACAGCAAAGGAUCUCACUACUGCUCUAGAGAGGAGAAAGCUGAGGCUGGGGAAGGCGGCGUUCCAGGAGCUCACCGGAGUAAAGAAGCCGGAGCUGGAUUCGAUGUGCGUGCUCCACUGGCCAGUUCUUCUGCUCUACCCGGAGGUCAUGUCGAGUGACUUCAUCAAGGAUUUUCCGGAGACUGAUGUGUUCUCGCAGCACCUCGAUGUCAUGUUCUCCGCAAGUUCUCCACCUUUGCCAUGGGAUGAGAACCAUGCUUACACAAGGGAUGCUAUUGAGCUGUAUUGUCAGGCUGGUGCGGAAACACCUUUGUCCAAAAGUGAAACAUUAAAAUAUUUUCUAGAAGGCACUGUAGACUCAAAGUCGCUCCAAGAUACUCUUGAUGAGGAGGAUGGAGAACAUGAUACGGGCAGUGGCUGCACAGUUACACCAUCAAGUGAGGGAUCGGCUAAGUGGAUCAGAGUAAAAGAAGGGACAACACUUGAAGAAGCGCUGCAGCAUAAAGACUACAUCAUCCCCGGGAUACCUGUAUUCUUCGUUGUCUCAAGGAAGUCCAGCUUCUACCCGGAGUUUAAGGCUGGAAAUUGGUCUCUGCCGUAGAGCUGCGAGUAGUGAAGAGGCGAGGGGGCUACGGAUAUUACCACAAAACAGAAGCUGUCAUUUCCAAAAUCGUUGCAUGGUUUUAGCAUCCUCUGCAAUGUGUUGCCCCACUGUUAGCUUGAAUGAUGCCCCAGGAGUGCAUUUUCCAUAGAGUGAUAUAAAGACCCACAUGAACCUUGACUUAUGAAUCUUAUUCCUGGUUUGGGAUUUGCCAUGGUGAUUCCUUUUACAGUUUA
Molecule: messenger RNA, 1484 nt
Organism: Lolium perenne
Lineage: Eukaryota; Viridiplantae; Streptophyta; Magnoliopsida; Poales; Poaceae
Biological process (GO): protein folding
Cellular component (GO): cytosol; nucleus
Molecular function (GO): Hsp70 protein binding; Hsp90 protein binding
Source: RefSeq, a predicted model, not a curated record